Messenger RNA from Penicillium cinerascens, 1020 nucleotides. RefSeq lists its product as uncharacterized. The record is from RefSeq and is a predicted model, not a curated record. The transcript has a single exon. Lineage: Eukaryota; Fungi; Ascomycota; Eurotiomycetes; Eurotiales; Aspergillaceae. The coding region runs from base 1 to 1020 and encodes 339 amino acids.
AUGUCCCUUGGAAACAGCCUCUACGGCGGUGUACCAGAAGCCUGGUGCUCGUCUGGCUUCUCAAGAAAAGCGAUCGUCCGACACGGUCCUCUGAAAGCGGCCAAGUACAUGCUCCGAUCCGCAAAGGGGUAUAACCUGAAAAAGCUCCCUGAGGUCUCGGAUAAAAAUUCUCGAAUCACGCAAAUUUGGGACAGAGACGACAAUGGAAAAAGACAUCGUCGCUAUACAGUAGAAAAUAUCGAGGGUAUUGUGGGCGUUGUGGUCCAGGAGGGGCGGGAUCCAGAUCGCGUGUACAAAACAGCACCUCGGACAUACCUCAAAGUCAAGUUUAUUGAUAUCGCCAAAGACGAUGAAAAGAAUUACCUCUCAGACGGCUGCGCCUGGGUUCCCAAAUCCGACCUUGACGGCUUAUUUGAGGCCGAGAUGAUCUUGGACGCGAUAAGCGAAGCUUGGGAUAAACAAGAAGAGCGGUAUCACUUGUACGAAAACGGUGCUGGACGUGGCAGUCCCGAUCGCCUCCCUUCUGUUUGUCCGCUGAACGUUUUUGUUCGCGAGAAAAGAUCUCGUACACACUCGACCACUCCCAAGUCAUCCAUCGAAGCCGUGCACCCCCAAUCGAAGCUUAAAAGGAGUCCAAGAACCUCUACGAUCAUCGACUUCUCAGAACCAGCCGUCCAGGCACACCCUCCAUACGAUGGUGCGGUAGAAGUCAAGGAAGAGGAUAUUGAUUACCCGAGUCUCUCCGUCGUGCCUGAGCAGCGUCCAGAAGUCCUUUCAAAUCCGCCUGCCGAGAAACCGGUGAGUACAAAGACCCCGCAACUGGGCAGUGAUCCCAUCACAUUCAGCAAAACAGAAUUUUUUUCUCGAAAGGCCGAAGAAGAGGACUGGAAUAAUUUGAGUAGGGAUCAACUGGCCGUCCAAAAAACUAUCGCUGACGCCCUCUGGUUGGUCCACCGGAAGGUAAUGCUUGCGAACAACGCAGUAGAAGUUGGAAACAGCCAAGGGAUCCCUGUCUUUUAA